This is a messenger RNA of Cladocopium goreaui, 7485 nucleotides long. The record is from the annotation of a GenBank genome assembly. Lineage: Eukaryota; Dinophyceae; Suessiales; Symbiodiniaceae.
AUGACUGGCAGCAAUGGCAUCACUAUCACUGAAACCAGCCACAUGACCGCGGCCAUUGGAUCGAUCGAUGCCGAUGCAUCACCAGACGCGACGUUUCCAGGUGAGCCUUAUUCUGAGCCCAAUACAGCUGAGCGGAUGAUGUUUCCCGAUUGGAGAUGCGCAGUUUGUGACUCUGGCGAAUCCAUGCCGGUUCUCGGUGGUUGGGAGUGUCUGGAUUGCGGUUCAACAGAUUUCUACAACGUGCACCAAACAAGGCGUACUGAGACUGACACUGGCACCUGGCUUUACAUGCCCCACGCUGCACAGGUUGAAGCAUCACCCACGUCGUCUCGCUCUGCAAGGCGACGACGAAGACGUCGGAUGAAUCCUGGCCCUGGUGAUGGACAACCUGAUAUUGGCGGCGCUGAGCAUGCAGAAUCUGAGGUGUUGACUCAGGACCCUUGUGUUGAUCCCAGUUUCCAUGACCAGCCCCUGCCACGGCACGUGCAAUCUGAAGCCGGAGGCGCGAGACGUGCUGCGCAUGAUGACUCGGGACAACUUCAUCGUUCUGGAGAUCUCCAAGGCGUCAAUGGUGCAGAGCGCCUUCCAGCUCCUUGCCCCACUUCCAGCGCUUCAGAGCCCAUUGCGAAAGCAAUCAAGAAGCUGAAGGAUGAUGAGUUAGGCGAGUGGAGUCUGAAGAAAGGCCCUGAACCUGGUUUGAGAUGGAGGACGGGACAGCAUCCGCCACCUCCGUCCUGGAAAUAUGACCCUGGAGACUUGAGAGCGUUUGCCAAAUUCAAGAAGAAGGUUCAAAUCUGGCAGAUACAAAUGGAACCAUUUGCAAGCAAAGCAGACCAGGCGUUGCUCUUAUACGGGUCUUUGACUGGCGAUGCAGAGCAAGAACUUGAGCAUCUGUCGAUUUCCGAGGUGCACGCCGAAGCUGGAGUGGAUCUGAUACUUCAGAAGUUGCAAACACCUUUUGAGCAGCGCACAGUGUUCCAGAAGCGCAAGUUCAUCCAUGAGUAUGAAGUGCUGAAGCGGUUUCAAGGUGAGGUCAUGCGGACUUACAUCAGUCGUUUCCGGCGUGCUUUGAGGAAUUUGAGAUCCGUCGGCAUCGAAAUGACUUCUGCCUAUGAUUCCGAGGCACUGGGUUCACGUUUGUUGGACCGUGCAGGUUUGUCUGCAGAAGCUCAACGGAUGAUCCUGGUAGGAACUCAUCAAUCACUGGAGUUGGAAAUGAUCGCUGAGGCUUUGGUUCUUCAAUAUCCUGACUUUCGUGGUGCUCCUCCCAUUCACCAACUCUCUAAGGGAUCUGGAAAGGGCAAAGGUACUAGCACUACGUCCUCUUCUUCUUCAUCCUCCACUACUAGGGCAAUUUUCUCUAAGAGAUCUAGUCCCGUCACCAAGGUUUUUGUCGCUGGCGCAAAUGAUGGCGCAGCCACAGAAGCCAUUGAUGAAGACGCAGAGCAUGAGCCGGCAGAUGAAGAGGAGGUCAUUGAAGACCAGUCUCAAGAUCAGGAACAAGAUCCAGUCGACGAGAACGACGAGGAAGAGCUUGUUGAAGAUGACGAGUUGGAUUUGGCUAGUUUGAGCCAUGUUCUAACAGUCACAGCGAAGAAGCUAUCAGGGUUGACUCUGGGAAGGAAAUUUACCAAAAAGCCACCAAUGUCCCAGUCUUCUGCCGCCAUAGCGAAGAAGAAACAGAACUCUCACUGCAUGGCUUGUGGACAGAAGGGUCACUGGAAGGGUGACAGCAAUUGUCCAGUUUCUCAGAAGCCCAAUGCCACGAGCUUUCGCAGCGACACUAAGCCUGGUGGAAGAGUACAAGUUUCUGACCCCCAAGACUAUGGCAAUUUGUUUACUUGUGGCAUGGUUCACGGCAUUUCUGAGUUUCAAGUUCAUGAAGUACAAGUUUUUUCACCAUGUGAUUUCAUCGGGAAGUUGAUUUUGGAUUCCGGAUGUCAGCGCAACUGCUGUGGAGCUGACUGGUUUCGUGCACAUGACAGUCGUCUGCAGAACAUGUCCGAGUUGUCAUCGCAUACCAUUGACUGCAAAGAUGUCCCCUUACCCAUUGAAGUGAUCUCAGGGCAUUUGGUGAUCGACAUUUCACAGUUUCCACAACAUGUCAAUCCAGUUGAGUUGCCUGAGUGGAAAGAACUUUCGAAUCCAGUUUUUUGGAAUGAGCCUGACCCUAAUUGUAUUUUUCCGAAGCCUUCGAUGGUUCAAUUCGCUGGGACUUCAGUUCAACACGAAGUUCCUGAACAACUUUCUCAGCGUUCUCAUGCUCUCACAGCCACCUCAAUGGAUGGGCCGAUGGAGGCGCUUGAUGGAGGCCCUCAAUGCCUUCAAGCGCAACGUCUUCAUCUUCAUGGUGGGCGCUGUGAGACUGGGCCUGAUGCCAAGAUCAUGGCUGAUUCAGGCAGUGCCUCCGGCCUUGGACUUCGAGGUCAAUCCAAUGACGUGUCAGCACCCGACCUUUCGCCGUUACGGCAAUCCCACGGGUCGGUACGCUCAAUGCCACCAAUGCGGAAGGAGGUGGAAAUGGGAUCAAGCACAAGAGACUUGGCUCGAUUUCCGUGGGUCGGCAAGUUCCUCUACACGGUCGCUGCCAUUGCCAUGUCCGUCCUCAACGACGGGGGCACCCAAGUAUCGUGCCAAGCCCAAGGCAGCUCCGAGGUCAUCAGCGACCCCAGCUACCUUGACACUUCCGGAUCAACAACAACAGAUCCUCAAUUCAGUCUUGGAGAUGGCGUUCCAGGAUUUGGCACCAGGCACGUCAAUGGAGGAACAAGAGCAGAUGAGGCAAGACAUGCGUCAGAACAUGGGCUAUUACAUCCAGGAGCACUACCAGCAGAUUCAAAGGAUGGCGCAAGCAGGGGAAGCGGCACAGCAUCUGCUGUCCAAUCUUCACAACUUUCCAGUUCCAGAGGAAGAUGCGGAAGAGGAGUUCUACGACUGGGACACCGUCGCAGAAUCACCGGCCAGUUGAACAAGUACGCGGACGUCUUGGAGUCCGAGCGCAACCUUUUUGACUCCCUUCCUGCAACUGUGAAGCGUCCUUCCCCGGCCAUUGACGUUUUCGAGCUUUUUGCUGGCAGUGCGAAGUUUACCAUGUUUGCUGGAAACCAUCACCUCAAUGCACUUCAGCCAAUGGAUUGGUUGCAUGGUCCCCAACAAGACCUUCAUGAUCCUGCUCUCCAACAAGAGAUUGUGGCUGCUGUGCAUCGCUUCAAACCGUGGGCACUGAUCAUGGGCCUUGAUUGCCGCCUCUGGUCAAUCUUCAAUGAGAACCUCAAUUAUUCUAACCGACGCGAGUUGCUGCGUCAGAUGAGGACCCACGAGAAGAAGCUGGUGAAGUUUGUUUGUGAGCUAGCCUUGCUACAGCAUCGGGCGGGGCGAUUCUUCCUUAUUGAGAACCCCCAGAAGUCAAGAUUGUGGAUUUUGGAAGAAAUCCUCGAGUUACUGAACCUGCCUCAAACUUGGUUGAUCACUUUGGACACCGGGGCCUUUGGUGCGGAGAUUGAUGAGAAGCCCAUCAUCAAAUCCAUGAACUUCUGGGGGAACAUACCACAAUUAGAUGAGGUGCUUGGCCAGCGGCUCUCUCCUGAGGACCGGCAGUUUUGUACGCCAAUCCAAGGGUCCAUGACCAAGAAGAGCCAAGAGUAUCCAGAUGCUUUGGUUCACCUCAUUUUGAAAUAUCUCAAGAAGGCCAUGCACCUUCGCGAACCAAGUCGCUUUGCUCAUUUUGAUGUUUUUCCAGUGGCUCAACCAGUCGCAGAUCUUUCUUUGUGGAAUGACAUUGUCAGUCAUGUGGAGCGCACCUUUGAGCGUUCUUCCAAACGACCGUUCAAUAUUGACCCAUCCUCAGACAUGGGAAAGAAGAUAUGUGAUCUUGUUCGGAUGGACGCCAUCCGAAUACAAUGCGCCUCCACACCUACCACAAGAAGAAUCCCAACUGCACUUGCGUUUGAUGCCAAGACCACUCACCGAGCUGCUCUCUUGCAAUUUGUUGAUGGUUCAAGAGAAUUGGAAGUCGACAACAUUGAGGAGUUAGAGUUUCCAAAGCAGCGUUUCCACAAGACUGUCAAGGUAGCCAUAUUCAUGUAUGGUGACAUGCGGGCAGUCCCUGAUCUUCAACCAGUUGCCGACCACCAGAAUGCUGCGCUGCCCUUGGCUGAUUUGCCAACGGACAUCACUUUUCCCAACCUUCCGAGCGGACAUGGAAUAUCCUUGGAAGUGAAGAAGACGGUGGCAAGGCUACAUUUGAACUUGGGCCAUCCUUCACAACAAGAACUGAUGAGAAUGAUCGCCUACUAUGGAGGCGCACCUGCCAACAUAAUCACGGCAGUGCAACACCUGAAGUGUUCGACCUGUGAAAGGCUGAAGUCUCCUCAACCACCGAGACCUGCAACGAUGCCUAAGUUUGUAGCUGGACAAUUUGGAGAUGAACUUCAAGGAGGCAUCUUCUUUGUGCGCAUCAUGACUUCUGAGGCCAUCCCUGUGCUUGGCCUGGUCGAAAAGGCAACUGGAUACCAUCAAGCAGCAGUAUGUCAGACCCGCAAUGCCAGCGAGACGUUUCAGAUCUUUUUGACGUGUUGGUUUAAACCUUUUGGCCUUCCUUUCAAGAUUGUCCUCGACCCAGACACGGCCUUCCGUGGUGAAUGUCAACGGCAGAUUGAAGCACUGGGCAUCCUUUGUGAAUUUUGCCCGGCUGAAUGCCAUUGGAUGAUUGGCAUGGUUGAACGGCGGAAUGCAGUGCUGAGAUGCGUGCUGGAGAAGUUGAUUGACCAGUAUGCUGCAUCAACAGUUGAACAACUUGAGCAACUGUUGGCACCUGCACUUCAUGCCAUCAAUGCUUCAACAUUCACAAGGGGCCGAACGGCCUUCCAAGCAGUGUUUGGACGCGUACCCCGACUCCCAGGCGGUAUCUUGACAGAUGAUGCCGCCAUUGCAAGCAGCCCAACCACCUUGGAGCCGCAGGACAACCUGAUGGCCAAGGCCGAGAUCAUUCGCUCAGAGGCAGAGAAGCACCUCAUUGAUUUGAACGUCAACCAACAAAUCCGACGUGCCAUACUACGUCGCACAAGAAAUACCAGGUACCAAGACUUGAUGCCUGGACAGACAUGCGCCUUUUGGCGUUGGAACAGGAAGGGCCAAAGAAAGCGUGGAGCUUGGGCAAUUGCUCGUUUCUUGAGCUGGGAUCCUUCGGCACCAACCAAACUUGCCUCGCUGAGAACGGGCAACACAACAGUUUUUGUUUCAGCUGAACAACUUCGUGGAGCCAUGGGUUUUGAGUCAUGGAGUCCAUCUACAGAGGACAACGCAGUUUUGAAAGAUGCUAGCAAGUCCUUCUUCGACAACAUGAUUGAGGAUGAAACAGGCCCACAAGCACCAGAUGAAACCUUGGCCGAUGAGAUUCCCACCUUAGAUCAGCUUCCACCCAGUGAAGACCAACUCCUGGAGACCUUGGCUCAGAUUGCUGGGGAUGCCGCAUUGCAACAACAGCAGCUACCUCUAGAUCCAGAAUCAGAGACGCCAUAUCCACAGAGAUGGAACCGGCCCUCAGGCGAACCACAGAAGAUUCCUGAACAACCACAAGCAACUUCAGGAGCAGCAAGUUCCAGGCCACCACCUCAAGCUGAUGAACCACUGCCAACGCUUCCACAGAAGAGGCCUUUUGAUGUCAUGUUCACCAUACGCAAUGAGGAUGGGAGACUUUACCAUCAACCAGCGCUGCAUGACGGUUCACCAGACCUUGGCUAUGGAUCAACUCGCAAUGAGUACUUCAAGAUCUAUGCAGCAACGGCACAAAGACAGGAAGACUUAGAUGGAACAACCAAAGAUGCAUACGAGUCCGACACAUCAGCGGACUCUGAUGAGGAUUCCGUUGACCCUCCGCCCAAUUCCUCAUCCUCACCAACUUCCAGACUCACUAGACAAGAGAUGAAGCAAUUGGAUAGAGAACUUCCUUGGAGGGAGAUAUGGAAGAUGCCGCCUGCAUACAUUCAGAAGUUUUUGGCCGCAAUAGAGAAGGAAGCAAACUCCUGGGCGGAAUGGAACUCCAUCCGACCAUUGAGCCAAGAGGAGAUCAACAAGGUCAAGGCAGACCCAAUCCUUCGCAAAAGAAUUUUGCGAAGCAGGGCAGCAUAUAGAGACAAAAACCGAAAUCAAGGUGAGCUUAAAGCGAAAUGCAGGGUAGUAGCUUUAGGACACCAAGAUCCCGACCUGUAUGAUCUCAGGAGGAGUUCACCUACUCCGGGGCGAGCAACAGAACACCUUCUUUAUCUCAUUGCCGUCUCGGGAAUGAAUCGGGAGUUCAACCAGACCAAACAUCUCUGGCACAGUUGGCUGGGUGAUGCUCAGACGGCUUUCCUUCAGGGCAGACAGCCUGAUGGAGAAAGGAAGCUGCCUUUGUUCCUGAAGCGUCCUUGCGACCCAUUGAUCGACAUGACGCCUUAUUGGAGGAACGAGCUUUACCAAGUCACAGGGAAUAUCUACGGGUUUCCAAACGCUCCCUUCCUUUGGAUGGAGGAAGUAGUAGCCCGACUCACAGCCCUGGGAUAUGUCCGCCACGAUUUUGAUCGAAUGCUCUUUUGCCUCUAUGGCAAGGAUGGUCAAUUGAUCAGUUUGGUGAUGUGUUACGUGGAUGAUUUUUUCGGCAUCCACCGAGAGGACCAUGACCCAACUGAGCUGUUUGGCAAGUUUCGAAGGCUGCAGAAAGGUGAGCUGCUCACGGCCAGUGAACAGCAAGAGUUCAGAAGCAUAGCCGGAUGCCUACAGUGGCUUGGAUCUCAAGCACGGCCCGAUGUGUCGUCCGCCAUUUCCUUGUGCAAUCAUGGUCAGCAGACCACCAUCCACGACAUGAAGAACUUGGCUGAAACUCUGCAGCAAGAAGAAGGGUAUCGAGAUGAACGAUGUGGAUGCCAGCUGGAUACUGCAAACCUGGGAAUGAUUAUUCAAGAUGUUCCCUUGGACAAGAACAGCGUUUUGAUGACCUAUACAGAUGCCAGUUGGGCAAAUGCAGCCCAUUCUUCAAGUCAAAUGGGAAUUUUGAUUUUGGUCACCACUCCCAAUGCGACCAACGAGAUUGCCAAGGGUGCCAUCCUUGACUGGAGGUCAGCCAGAUCUCCGCGUGUUUAUCGCAGUACACUCGCUGCUGAAGCUUGCGCAGCAGACGAAGGAAGCGACAGGUCUGAUUACCUGAAUUUGAUGAUUUCAGAACUGCUGUACAACCAACCUGCGCAUUUGGUCAGCUGCAGACUGGAUAGACUUCAGGCCACAGACGCGAAGUCCUUGUACGAUGCCAUUGUCUCAAUGAACCCCAGUUUGUCUGAGAAGAGAAGCCUUGUCAAUAUCCGUGCCAUCCAGCAGUGCGUUGGACCUUCACGUUCCACCACAGACAAGCACAUGUCUGGCAUGACUGGCAGCAGUGGCAUCACUAUCACUGAAACCAGCCACAUGACCGCGGCCAUUGGAUCGUUGGGCCUUUGUAGGGCCCUGAGCUAA